CUCAGCAAGUUUCAUUAAGCGAAGCGGAAACGGAAGAUAUUUUACAUUACCGAAUUGAUAAAUUUACCUUAGAUCGUCUAUUUACUUAUGCGGAAAGAUUAGGAAUUAAUUUACAGAUAAGCAAAACCAAAGCAAAAACUAAAAUUGGCUAUGAAGCCCAAGACUUAAAAAAGCAUUUUGAAAGAGUUGGCGGUUCACAUAAUCUAAUGGAAGAUUGCCAAACUAUUGCUAAUUCUUUUGCCAAAAUUGAAGAUUUAGGAAAGAUUAAAGAUGUUUUAAAAAAUUGCCACAGCAAGCAAGAAUAUGAUACUAAAAAAGCUAAUUUUAUUCAGAAAUGUGAUGAAUCUAUCAAUGGUUUAAGACCGAGAACCGGCUAUUCUAGUUCGAUGUUUGGA
Messenger RNA from Funneliformis geosporum, 395 nucleotides. NCBI's taxonomy places the organism in Eukaryota, Fungi, Glomeromycota, Glomeromycetes, Glomerales, Glomeraceae. The record is from the annotation of a GenBank genome assembly.